Messenger RNA from Fonsecaea multimorphosa CBS 102226, 1647 nucleotides. RefSeq lists its product as uncharacterized. The record is from RefSeq and is a predicted model, not a curated record. The transcript has 2 exons. The coding region runs from base 1 to 1647 and encodes 548 amino acids. Lineage: Eukaryota; Fungi; Ascomycota; Eurotiomycetes; Chaetothyriales; Herpotrichiellaceae.
AUGGCCGGAGAAACCAGCUCUCUCUUCCUCCAUUCUUCUCCGCUGCCUCAUCUGACAAGAAGCCCCGAUGACGAAGUCCCGGUCUUGGUUCAGAGAGCGCAGGGUGUGAAAGCUCUGGACCCGGCAUUUGACACCUUUCUGGUUUCUUACAAUCACGCUUUUUUGGAUGUCUUCAACCGCCAGGUGGAACUGAUCAAAUCACGUUCGCAGGCGUUCGAAGAUGGCCAUGUUACGGUCUUCGACAAGACACUGCUAAUUCUCACCGAGAAUGGAGCAAACUUAAACAACCCCGCUGCUAUCAGGUUCUACUGCAAAGAAUAUCUGAACAUCGACAUCGGAAGUCGUGACGAUGCCCAGGAAUUGACACAAAAACUCCAGCAGACCGUGCUAGUGCCAGAGACCUUACAACAGGAACUGUCCUCAGGUAAGACGAGCCUAGUUCCGAAAGAUGCUGGGGACAAGCGUCCACGACUGUUACCUGUCGAUCCAAAUCUGCGCAAAGACAUGGAACCCCGAUUGGCAGUUUUGUGGUCUGUCUAUGAAACUGCUCGAGCAGAAUAUCUCGCUGUGAUCGACAAGGACGACAAUGACAUGGCAGUCAAGAGAGCCAAAUUCCUUCGUGACACGGCCGAAAACAUCCUCCUCUACCUCGAGAACAGGGUUGCUGAUCCCCUGAUGAUUGCGGAGCUCGAAGGGACAUUCAAACAUGCUAAGGACACGGCGGUCUGCUUGACUGGCGGCAAGAAGCGCAAAUUCGAUCCAUCGGAAAUGGACCAGGUCAAAGGAACGCCGCGCGGGCCAAGCCUGCCGUUCAGGAAGAAAGAGAAAAAUCGCGCAAGGGUAGGUAGCGAUACAGGCGGUCAAAAGUAUUACCAUCAUCUGGAUAUCUUGAGUGGUUAUGCUGGUGAGAUGGCGAGCUCUUACGGAUGGGCCAGCUCUGAUCUUCCCACCGCACACGGCCACCCUCCUCGGGCUAGAUACUCAGACACAUACCCAUACAAUGACCGCGACUCGCACCGUCUGGGAUAUGCUGCCGCGCCGGGCAGAGAUCAUCCACACAGCUUUUACAAUGACGAUCAAGAGUACGUCUCGGGGUGUGGCCCAUUGAGUGCUGCCGUUUCCCGCGGUCGCCAGAAUCGUCGUCUCAGCGGCUCCCGUACCAGAGACUCAGCGGACGAACGAGGAACCCCGGCUAGCUCCGAUUAUCAGGACAUCACGGAAGGCGCGCGCGGAAAGAGCCUCAACCCGUCGCCACCGAGAUCAUCGUCUCCAAAGCGCCACCACCGACGACAAGACCGCAUAAGGGACGGGAGCCCCCGACGACGCUCCAUAUCAUCACCCGCAAACGACCGAGGAGGAGGAACCGACCGAGCAUACUCGCGCGAUCGUAGCCGUCGACGCUCGAGGUCGCCGGUGAAUGACCGAGGUGGAUGCAUCGACCGAGCAUACCCCCUUGGUCGACGAUACGAGCAGGAGCGCGCCCGCGACAGACCCCACCCUGACGACAGGCUUAACAACAGGGGCCGUCCGAAGAUUCCCAUGUUAGGACGUGGGCACAGCUCGGUCCCCUACGGCUAUGGCAACUACAGGAUGGUGGACUCGUAUGUGCCCAGUCGCGUUCGGAGUCGCGGGCGGCAUGUCCCCUGA